GAUCAUUAGCAUGCAACAAAUUUCACUUAUCAGGUCGUUGAUCGUAACAUUUCCGUUACAAAUUGAUUUUUGCGUGUGUAGCACGAAAAUAGCGUCCCGGGCGUCGCUGCGUACGCGCCGACAGUCGGGACACCAGCGCUGGACGCCUAACCCGUUUCCCCAUUCCGCCCUAGCACAAAAAUACAUCCGACAUUGCGUGAACUCUUAUCACAUCACCAUUCCUUUUGGAAUACAGUGUAGUGAAAUAAAUGUUUGAAUUGUGAUGAAAUCAAUUGGAAUGUGAUAUUGAUGUGUAUUUAUUUGGACAACGUCCAAGUGUAUUUGUGAACCGUAUAAGUGCAAGGUCUGCCCUUAAUUGUCUGCGUAAACAGAAUGUUCCUUUAACUGGACAUGAAUAACGGCACAAGACGAGCCUUAACAGGCUCUAUCCACAAAAUUAGAGAAUUCGAAUUGGAAAAAGUGUGUCUGGUUGAAGAAUUUGACAUACUGCAAAUAGUCGGUGAAGGAUGGUUCGGCAAAAUACUUCUUGUGGAGCACCGAGCUUCCGAUACAGAAAUUGUACUUAAAGCCUUGCCGAAGCCUUAUGUGUCCAUACGAGACUUCUACAGAGAGUUCCAUUAUGGGUUGCAUCUCAGUGCACAUAAAAACAUCGUAACUACAUUUGAUGUUGCUUUUGAGACUGCCGGAUUUUACGUAUUCUGUCAGGAAUAUGCUCCUUUGGGUGACCUCACAUCGAACAUGCUUGACACAGGAAUUGGAGAAAGUCAUACCAAACGAGUAGCGAGACAAUUAUCUUCCGCAUUGGAACAUCUUCAUCAAAGAGAUUUGGUACAUAGAGAUGUAAAACUUGACAACGUCCUAAUAUUUAAGUCAGAUUUUUCACGAAUAAAACUUUGUGAUUUUGGAGAGACCAGAAAAGUAAAUUCUUCAGUCCGAAGAAGGAACGAAUGGCUGCCGUAUUCGCCUCCUGAAGUAUUAAAAUUACCCAUGGACGCCAGUUACAAAGCGUUAAUAACACACGACGUUUGGCAAUUCGGAAUUGUUAUUUUUAUAUGCCUCACAGGCUGCUUGCCGUGGCAAAAGGCGGCUUUCGACGACCCACGGUAUACAAGCUUUUAUAAUUGGUAUAAUAGUUCUAACCCCUUGAAGAAACAACCAAAGCUAUGGAAAAUGGUAUCAUCAAGGGCUCAAAAAAUGUUCAAGAAGUUUGUAGAGCCCAGAGAAGAAAGGAGAGCGACUAAUUUCCAAGAACUGUCUAGGUAUUAUGACGACCGAUGGAUGGCUAAAGGUUACACGGAUAGAGUUGCGGGAAGUGACAUAGAUGAACUCUGCCCGUCAAUGUAUAGUUUCCACAGCGAUGUCAAUGAAAAGAAUAUCCUUUUGAAACAUUUCCGAGACAAUGGUAUUGAGACGACGGUUGAUCGUCAAGCCAAAAAACAAAGGAUACGCGAUUGGAUUCAGAAUAGUGUUAUUGAAGAAGGCGAUGAAGAUGAUGAAGAAAACCCCGAGCUGAUUUUUGAUGAAGAAACUGACGAAGAACUUCAAGAUACCUCUCGAGGACAUCCAAUUGAUGAAAGUCACAGAGUCACAUUGCGUUACGACACUGAAAAACAUAUAAAUCCAAGAACUGGUGAAGUAAUUGAAGGAAAUAAACCUCCACCUGAGAAAAACCCUCUUUCUUAUGAUGUGCAAAACAUUGAACCUGUAGCUCCAGCAAAUGUCGUUCGAAGGUACGGGGUCAAAGAAGAAGGUUCAUCUCAUAGCUCCACAAAAGACAGCGCAUAUGGUUCAAUGGAAGGAAAACUUCUAGGCCAAACAACCCAGUCGUAACACAAAACGGCUUCAGUCCUGGUUCGAGACAGCAACAAACAAAAGCUCAGGCUUACGUGUCUAUGAAAGAAACAGCAUAUGAUAUCGUGCGCAAUGAACCUAGUUCUGCGGCGGACAACAACACGAACUUAACUCAAGCAUUAGUACCCGAUAGUCCCUAUACUUCAAUGAUGAACAUUGUUCAGGGUCAAAUUAAAAUUAGUCCACAUGGUAGUGAAUCUAACCGAAAUGUAGUUAAUGUUUCAGUGACUAAUGUUAAUCGCAGUAAAAAGAUAUAAUUGCUCAAAGUGGACUUGUUAUGAAUUGCAUAAUAUAAAUACAGCAAGUAUAUUGUUUAACACAGGUUUACACGGUAACCCUGAUUAUA
Molecule: messenger RNA, 2197 nt
Organism: Cydia amplana
Lineage: Eukaryota; Metazoa; Arthropoda; Insecta; Lepidoptera; Tortricidae
Product: serine/threonine-protein kinase SBK1
Exons: 9
Coding region: 391-1830 (479 amino acids)
Biological process (GO): peptidyl-serine phosphorylation; peptidyl-threonine phosphorylation
Molecular function (GO): ATP binding; protein serine/threonine kinase activity
Source: RefSeq, a predicted model, not a curated record